Messenger RNA from Tupaia belangeri chinensis (Chinese tree shrew), 4109 nucleotides. It is a transcript of the gene CHRNA3, whose product is annotated as cholinergic receptor nicotinic alpha 3 subunit. Bases 711 to 2174 code for a protein of 487 amino acids. The transcript has 5 exons. Gene Ontology annotation, biological process: monoatomic ion transmembrane transport. Lineage: Eukaryota; Metazoa; Chordata; Mammalia; Scandentia; Tupaiidae. Gene Ontology annotation, cellular component: postsynaptic membrane. The record is from RefSeq and is a predicted model, not a curated record. Gene Ontology annotation, molecular function: acetylcholine-gated monoatomic cation-selective channel activity; transmembrane signaling receptor activity.
GGCAGCUAAAACCCCGUCUCGGACUUGAAGAGCUGGGUCAGACUUCCCCAAGGGCGCGCCCCAUGCCACGACCCGAGACUGCCAGUGAGAGCGACAGCCAAGACCGCUCACCUCCGGGGCAGGGUGGCUUAGGAACCGGGAGGAAGGGUCUUUGAUCCGGGUGUGCGCCUCAGCAGCAGCCCUAAGGUCACUGGUGCAGUGUGGGUGCCUCACCUCUUAGGGGGCCUAGCCCCAGGGAGUCCCAGCCCUGGGCUGCAGACCGCACCACGUUGGAGCAGAACCCAUGGGCUGGGGUGGACUGGCCGCCUCCCCAGGGGCCUAGGCAGAGUGCACCUGCCCCUCGCCCCAUGGCGACAAUAAAGGGAAGGGAAGCUAAGGUCCUAGAGCUCCCCACCACAGGAGGGGCAGGGCUGGGCACCCCACUCAAAGACCCUUCCAGGUGGAGCCUCCCUGCUCCUUACCUUAACAGAUAACAGACCCAGAGAGGCGCAGCCACUUGCCCGAGCUCACACAGCUUGAGGACGGGCACACAUUUAACCAGGGCUCAGGCUUGGAAUCACUAAGCUUCUCGCUGAAUGCACGUGGCUUGGUGGACUCUGUCCCUCCCGAACCUCGGUUUCCCAGCCUGUAACUGGAAGGGAUGGGGCUAGCCUGCAGGUCUGGGCUUCCACAGAACACACCCGGCAGGUGGGUGAUGUCCCUGGUGGGGGAUGAGAACCCACCCGGCUGCCCCCGCAGUGGCCCGCACCUCGGAGGCCGAGCACCGUCUGUUUGAGCGGCUGUUUGAGGACUACAACGAGAUCAUCCGGCCCGUGGCCAACGUGUCCGACCCAGUCAUCAUCCAGUUCGAGGUGUCCAUGUCUCAGCUGGUGAAGGUGGAUGAAGUGAACCAGAUCAUGGAGACCAACCUGUGGCUGAAGCAAAUCUGGAACGACUACAAGCUGAAGUGGAACCCCUCUGACUACGAUGGGGCGGAGUUCAUGCGUGUCCCUGCGCAGAAGAUCUGGAAGCCGGACAUCGUACUGUAUAACAAUGCUGUUGGGGACUUCCAGGUGGACGACAAGACCAAAGCCUUACUCAAGUACACGGGGGAAGUGACGUGGAUCCCGCCGGCCAUCUUUAAGAGCUCCUGCAAAAUCGACGUGACCUACUUCCCCUUCGACUACCAAAACUGCACCAUGAAGUUCGGCUCCUGGUCCUACGACAAGGCCAAGAUCGACCUGGUGCUCAUCGGCUCCUCCAUGAACCUCAAGGACUACUGGGAGAGCGGCGAGUGGGCCAUCAUCAAGGCGCCGGGCUACAAGCACGACAUCAAGUACAACUGCUGCGAGGAGAUCUACACGGACAUCACGUACUCGCUGUACAUCCGGCGCCUGCCGCUCUUCUACACCAUCAACCUCAUCAUCCCCUGCCUGCUCAUCUCCUUCCUCACCGUGCUGGUCUUCUACCUGCCCUCCGACUGCGGCGAGAAGGUCACCCUCUGCAUCUCCGUGCUGCUCUCGCUCACGGUCUUCCUGCUGGUGAUCACCGAGACCAUCCCGUCCACCUCGCUGGUCAUCCCGCUCAUCGGCGAGUACCUGCUGUUCACCAUGAUCUUCGUGACCCUGUCCAUCGUCAUCACCGUCUUCGUGCUGAAUGUGCACUACCGCACGCCCACCACGCACACCAUGCCUGCCUGGGUGAAGGCCGUGUUCCUGAACUUGCUGCCCAGGGUCAUGUUCAUGACCAGGCCGGCAGGCAGCGAGGGCAGCGGCCAGACGCCCAGGCCCUUGUCCGGCGCCGAGCUCGCCAAUCUCAACUGCUUCGGCCGCACCGAGUCCAAAGGCUGCCAGGAAGGCUACCCGUGCCGGGACGGGGUGUGCGGCUACUGCCACCACCGCAGGGUGAAGGUCUCCAACUUCAGUGCCAACCUCGCGAGGAGCUCCAGCUCCGAGUCUGUGGACGCUGUGCUGUCCCUCUCCGCUCUGUCGCCGGAGAUGAAGGAAGCCAUCCAGAGCGUCAAGUACAUUGCUGAAAACAUGAGAGCUCAAAAUGAAGCCAAGGAGAUUCAAGAUGACUGGAAGUACAUCGCCAUGGUAAUCGAUCGUAUUUUCCUGUGGGUUUUCAUCCUGGUGUGCAUCUUAGGGACAGCGGGGUUGUUCCUGCAACCCCUGAUGGCGAGGGAUGAUGCCUAGGGACCCCACCGUAUGUGGGCCUCCGGGGCUGACGUGUGUGCGGGGGGUGCUGUUCCUUAAUAGUAACCUACUUCUUGUCAGGUACCAGCUUCGUGUUGGCAUGUCAAGGUUUACUUGUUUUCUAGUUGUCUUGAGUUUUGUCAGAAGAAUCAUGCAAGAAAAACAUCAAGGGCAUUUAUUCUAGGUAAAUGAGCAUUUAACUAGCCUUCUGGGUAAAGAAACAUCAACUUUUAAUUCUUCUACUGUUGGGAGUAACAGGCUGCGCUAUGGAACACGUAAAACUGUUCUCCCUGUUCGGUUGCGGAGGCGCGCCUGGACAGAAAACGUGUUCACUCUCACCGCGGCCCGACGGCUUCCCUAAUGUAGCCCGUAAUCGCCUGAAGCUGACACUGUUCCAGCAACACCCCCGCUACACUUGUUACAUGCAUUUCUUGUCCCGUGGUGUUCUUCCAGAGUCUAAGGGCUAUGCCUCCAUGCCGGAGAGCCUCAACUCUUUACCUUGCUAAUUAUAAACGAUCGUGCCGUAAGAAAUGACGCCAAGGCGCUCACUCACCGUUGGUGAACGUCUUAGUCUACGUAGGCUGCUGUAACAAAAGACCAGGAACUAAGUGGCUUAGAAACAACAGAAAUCGCCAUCUUACAGUUUGAGAGGCCCAGGAUCAAGGUGCCAGCAGGUCUGGUGUCUGGAGAGCCUCUUCCUCACAGGGUGUGCCCUUCCUGGGUGGUCGCGUGGCCGAAGGGCUGCUGGCUUCAGGUGUCACUCUUACGGGGCUCCUUGUUACCUCUCAAAGGCCCUCCUUCUAAUACGAUUAUGCUGGAGAUGAGGUUCAGAUACAUGAACUGGGGGAGAGGGACACAGGUACUUAGACCGUAGUAUGCACCGUCAGGAUGGUGUUUCUCAGCCUUGGUAUUACACCACGUGGGGCUGGAUUAGCAGGUGCUGGGCCGGGGCGGGGUGUCCUAUGCACCAUGGGGUUUUCAGCACCUACCCAGCAGAGGCCAAUAGAAUACCCCCUCCCCCUUCUCACUGGUUUUGACAACGGAAAAUGUCCCCUCAGAGGCAGAACUGCCCACAGUUGCGAAGCACUGCUUUAGACAGACGGUUAGGGAAGAGUAUCACACACCGGCCUUCUGAGACGGCCCGACCACCGGCAGAGAUGCUGACUCAGAGCCGAUUCGAACCUUCUCGCGGGGUGCCGUGAUGUUCUUCCUCUGCAAAAAUAAAACUGCCAGAAUCUCAGCGCACGGUGACUCAUGUUUCAAUAAGCCCAAAGGAAGAGUUCUAUAAAAUUUAUUUCUAUAUAAAAAGGGAACAGUACUGGGCAUCUAAGAGGGAUUGGGGAUAGAGGUAAGCCAAGAUAAACUAACAGGUGACUCAAAUUCGUCAAACCGGACUUUGACUCAUGAAACGGCAUUAAACACCUGCCUACAAUAAAAUGCGAAUUAGACAAGGUCCCCUCUGCCUUCCAAAGAGUGGUGACCUGAACUUAGAUGGGUUACUGCCUAUAAAUAAAUAAGGCGUUUGUUAGCUCAACAGCCAAGAGUCCUAGAUCACACGCGAGCUUUCUAUUGGCGUUUCUGCCUGGUCAUAGCUGAAUCAGGGACAUUUCUAGAGAUGAAAUGUAACAGUUUUACCUGCGACACGUUCUACUGCACUGAAUAUAGACUAUAUUACAUGAUGUCUAAAGACCCUUGCAAGUCUAAGAUUCUGUUCUUGUAAUAAUGGCUGGAAUGAGAGAAAACGGAAGCAUUGCAGGUACAGAACGGGACGCUGACACUAAAUUACGGUGCCAUCGCUACUUUUAGAAGACGGUUUUCUCACAGAAUGAUUUAGCCAUAGCUCCAUGUUUAAAAUGGGACUCACAUGAGGCCAGCGGGUGGCAUGGUGGUUAAGGUGCUGGGCUCCCACAUAGUUGACCUGGUUUGAGUCCUGGA